Molecule: messenger RNA, 835 nt
Organism: Fundulus heteroclitus (mummichog)
Lineage: Eukaryota; Metazoa; Chordata; Actinopteri; Cyprinodontiformes; Fundulidae
Product: pro-opiomelanocortin-like
Exons: 1
Coding region: 217-801 (194 amino acids)
Biological process (GO): neuropeptide signaling pathway
Cellular component (GO): extracellular region
Molecular function (GO): neuropeptide hormone activity
Source: RefSeq, a predicted model, not a curated record
GAUUGCAGCCAGAGCACCAUCCUGAGCUCCUGAUGGGUUCUGUGUGCCUAACCCAUGCAGGAUGGUGGCUCAUACAUGCUGGAUGUUUGAAAAAUGAACAAACACCUGCAGACUUACUCCUUGGCCCAGAGUUUGUUUCUUUAAAGAGAAUCUUUAUCUCCAACAGAGAGCAUCAGAAGUCAAAGGUUUUAACACACAGCAUGCCCAUAAAAAGCCAUGUUUCCCUCUGGGUUAGCUAACUCCAGCAACAGAGAUGCAUUUUCCCAUUUCUCCACCGUCCUGCAGGACUGUAUCCAGCUCUGUGGACCUGACCCUCAUGAGAUGACCACCAUCCUUGGGAGUGUUUACCUACAGCCUUCUCCUUCAUCGGUCUUUCUUUCCCCUUCAUCCUUUCCCUCCUCCUCUCAGGGCAAAAACUCCUACUCCAUGGAGCAUUUUCGAUGGGGGAAGCCUCUUGGGAGAAAGCGGCGUUCAACGAAAAUCCCCACAGGCAGAAGUGUGAAUGGAGACUCAGCUGAUUUUUUCCCUGGAGAGUUGAGGUGGUGGAAACUUUCCAGGGUAAAACCAGCAGCUGAGGAUGAGGAGCAGGUGGCAGAGGAGGAAGCAGAGCAGCUCUCCACUGAGCAACGUGAUACAGAAGACAUCCCGUACAAGAUGGAGCACUUCCGUUGGAGCGGCCCUGUGGCUAGCAAACACUACGGGGGCUUCAUGAAGAGCUGGAAGGGCCACAGCAAGGGGCCGCUGGUCACACUCUUCAGAAACGUCAUCAACAAAGGAGAGGAGGAGAAGAGAGCGAUGUGAGGAUGAAGAAGGGAGGAAAAGAAGAUGGACAGGG